This is a messenger RNA of Anas platyrhynchos (mallard), 3975 nucleotides long. It is a transcript of the gene SNX9, whose product is annotated as sorting nexin 9. The record is from RefSeq and is a predicted model, not a curated record. Gene Ontology annotation, molecular function: protein binding; phosphatidylinositol binding. NCBI's taxonomy places the organism in Eukaryota, Metazoa, Chordata, Aves, Anseriformes, Anatidae. Gene Ontology annotation, biological process: intracellular protein transport; cleavage furrow formation; plasma membrane tubulation. Gene Ontology annotation, cellular component: plasma membrane; cytoplasmic vesicle.
CGGGCACAGCCCCCGCCUCGCCCAGCGCCGGGGCCGGCUGCUCCGCCGCCCUGCGGCCCCCAGGCGGCGGCGGCUGCUGCUGGGGGACGCCGAGGAGGAGCCGCCUGCGCGGCCCAGCGGCGGGCGGGCCGGACACGCCGGGCGAGGCUGAGGGAGGCGAGGCGAGGGGAGCACCGCGGGCCGCGGCGGUGACGGGGGAGCGGCGGCCAUGGCCACCAAGGCUCGUGUUAUGUAUGAUUUUGCUGCUGAGCCUGGAAACAACGAGCUGACCGUCAGUGAAGGGGAGAUCAUCAUUAUUACCAACCCGGAUGUUGGUGGAGGCUGGUUAGAAGGAAAAAACAGCCAAGGAGAGAGAGGACUUGUUCCAACAGAUUAUGUUGAGAUUAUAACCGACAGUACAAAAGAUGGACUUAGUUGUGGUAACUCAUUAGCUGACCAAGCCUUUUUUGAUUCCCUCUCUUCAAAUACAGCUCAGACCAACUCGGCUGCAAAAAGCAGUAAUCAGGCAAACAAUGCCAGUGAUCCUUGGUCGAGCUGGAAUGUUGGGAAGUCUGGGAACUGGGAUAAUGGAAACUCUGGUGACGGCUGGGCGACGAAACCUGAAAGUGCAGGUAGCCAGAGGAACAGUGCUUUGAAUAACUGGGAUACAGCAGCAGCAUUUGGUCAUCCCCAGGCAUAUCAAGGACCAGCAGCUGCUGAUGACGAUGAUUGGGAUGAUGACUGGGAUGACCCAAAAUCAUCUUCACCAUCUUAUCUUGGUUACAAGGAGACUGAGUCGUCAGAGGCUGGGGGUCCUCAGCGUGCAAACUCUCGUGCAGCUGCUAUGAAGUUACCACUUAACAAAUUUCCUGGAUUUGCAAAACCUGGAAUGGAACAGUAUCUGUUGGCAAAGCAGCUAGCAAAACCGAAAGAGAAGAUUCCCAUAAUUAUCGGUGAUUAUGGCCCAAUGUGGGUUUAUCCUACCUCUACAUUUGACUGUGUCGUGGCAGAUCCCAAAAAAGGUUCUAAAAUGUAUGGUCUCAAGAGCUACAUUGAGUAUCAGCUGACCUGCACUAACACUAAUCGGUCUGUCAACCACAGAUACAAGCACUUUGACUGGUUGUAUGAGCGUCUCCUGGUUAAAUUUGGAUUAGCCAUUCCAAUUCCAUCUCUUCCAGACAAGCAAGUAACAGGGCGCUUUGAAGAAGAAUUUAUCAAAAUGCGCAUGGAGAGACUGCAAGCUUGGAUGACAAGGAUGUGUCGCCAUCCUGUUGUGUCAGAAAGUGAAGUUUUCCAGCAAUUUCUCAAUUUCCGAGAUGAAAAGGAGUGGAAAACUGGAAAGCGGAAGGCAGAAAAAGAUGAAACUGUAGGAGUCAUGAUCUUUUCUACAAUGGAACCAGAUGCUCCUGACCUGGACAUGGUAGAAAUAGAACAGAAAUGUGAUGCAGUGGGUAGAUUCACCAAAGCAAUGGAUGAUGGAGUUAAAGAGCUGCUGACAGUGGGACAAGAGCACUGGAAGAGGUGUACAGGGCCACUACCUAAGGAAUACCAGAAGAUUGGAAAAGCACUGCAGAGCCUGGCGGUGGUCUUCAGCACUAGCGGAUACCAAGGGGAAUCUGAUCUCAAUGAAGCAAUAACAGAAGCAGGAAAAACCUAUGAAGAAAUCGCCAGUCUCGUAGCAGAUCAGCCGAAGAAAGACCUGCACUUUCUGAUGGAAACAAAUCAUGAAUAUAAAGGAUUUCUUGGUUGCUUCCCUGACAUCAUAGGAGCUCAUAAGGGAGCAAUAGAAAGAGUGAAGGAAAGUGACAAAUUAGUUGCAACCAGUAAAAUAACACCACAAGACAAACAGAAUAUGGUGAAACGUGUGAGCACCAUGGCUUAUGCACUACAAGCUGAGAUGAAUCACUUCCACAGUAACCGGAUUUAUGACUACAACAGUGUCAUUCGUCUUUAUCUGGAGCAGCAGGCACAGUUUUAUGAAACGAUUGCACAGAAGCUGAGGCAGGCACUCAGCCGCUUUCCUGUGAUGUAGAGAGUAUCAAGUAGCCAACAAUGAAGAACAACCCCGAAGUGCUUUUCUGAUUUGGGGGCAAUGCCAAUAAACUUGUUAGCCUUUGCCAGCCAAAAAAAAAAAAUAGUUGUGGGGAAAAAAUGAAUUAUUUAAAAUGUUUACUUUAUCAGCCUCAAUCCAUAAGAUAAGAUUCUUUAUCUUCAGUGCUCUACCCUUUGUAUCAUUAUUUAAGUGAAAACAGCUAGAAAAUGCUGUCAGUUGUAGGGUCUAAGUCAUCUAACUGGUAUGUUGCCAGGGACUUCAUGAAGACUUGCAUCUAUCAGAUGUUCUUCCAAAAACCCUUCAUCAGUGUCAGAAUUACAGUUUUAAGUGGGGAAGUAGACAAGCCUCAGAAAAUGACUUUACUGCUCAUUAUAUUCAAUUUUGCUCUCUAGCAGUUCAGUAGCCAGGAGGAAUUAUAUUUGUAUGUUUCUGGUACAUAUUGAUAAUAAUCUCCUGAACAAACACUUGUUCUAGGUUUUGCUUCCCAUAUGCAGCCAUGGCAGGGGUCAUAAUGAGUCCCAUUAUGACUUCUAGUAAAUAUCAUCCCUAAUCCCCUUUCUUCUUUUCCUUAUAACUAAACUUUCUUCUUGUGGCACAACACCUCAGAGCUUAUGUCAAGGCUCUUUCUUUCUUGCUAUGCACUGUGUAAAACGACAAAGUACAAACAUAGAGCCAUUCAGGAUGGUGUGAAAAACAGUUUUCCAUGCCAGCAUUUUGACACCCACGCAAUGUUAUGCCAUAAGGCACUGGUGUUCCUCAGUGCUGUACCUCUUAGAGAGUUUUAAGUGUUUCAGUGAAGGGGACACUGUCACAUAUAACACAAACUGAUAGGAGUCCCCAAAUUCCAACAGAGCUCAGGUUUUCACAAAGCAGUAUGGUAUGCUAUUGGCUUGGGUUUACUUUUGUUACCUCCUGAUGCAAACUAAAAGGUGACAAAGGUACUGAAGAAUGUCAGUUAUCACACAGACUCUGUGCUGUGAUCAUCGUCUCUUAUCAAGUGCCCCGCUGUCAUCUUUCUUACUACUGAAAUAUCACUUGAGGCCUGGGCUUUUUUGACCAAAAACCCCAGCCUCAAUCCUGUUCAAGAUGGGCACCAACUACAGUAAUUCAUUUAAUGUCAUAAGCAAUCAGAAAAGCCAAAGUGCAAUUUUUGCUAAAAAUGUGCCUAGAACGUAAACAUUUUAGCAAAAAGCUAAUCUUAAAGCAAAGGCAUUUUCCCACAAGCCAUUCUAAGUGACGGGUACAGUCUGCUGGCUGAAUAGUUGCCUUACUCUAUUUCGCAUUGGUGUUAUUUUUGUGUGUUAGAAGGAAAAUCUAGGUCUGCCUGAAUAACCUGAAACCAAAAUAAGCAAGACUUAAGCCUAAGUCCAGAUGCUUCUCAGUGUCACGGGUCUUGUUCACGUUUUAUAAACCUUGUCUUUUCCCCCUCCCAAUUUUAGUUGUUUGCUUCCAAAAUUCCAUAGCGCAGUGUUGUUUGAUACAGCCAUUUAAAUAUGUACAAAUUGUAAAGAAUGUGUAUAAAUGUUUUACACCAAAUGUAAGAUCUGCUUGCAUGUAGAAGCAGCUUAUAUAAUAAAUUGUUACAAUGUGUACAGUAAAUUCUGAAAUCACUUUUUCAAGCCAGCAUUUUUUUUAGCUUUUGUAUAUUCACUUUUUGGUAAGGAUUUCUCUUUGUAACAGAUUCUCAAUUUGGGAGGGGGAACGGGGGUAAAAGACUUUUUUACCAAUCUUUGAAUAGCUCCAUAUGCACUACAGUUGAAGGUUCUUUAUCUUGAAUAGAUUGUUUUGGAAUUUAAGUGUAAGUUGUGCGUUCCCAGUGCAGGGAAGCUAUGAUAGUAGCAACUGUGUCAGAGAUGCAACGUUUUGGCAAAAAAAGAAAAACUGUUUAAGGACUUCUAGUAAAAAUGAAGUAAAUGAUAAUAAAUAUUUAUGUAUACCCACAA